Messenger RNA from Cyclopterus lumpus (lumpfish), 2867 nucleotides. It is a transcript of the gene shmt1, whose product is annotated as serine hydroxymethyltransferase 1 (soluble). Gene Ontology annotation, biological process: folic acid metabolic process; tetrahydrofolate interconversion; purine nucleobase biosynthetic process. Bases 222 to 1676 code for a protein of 484 amino acids. The record is from RefSeq and is a predicted model, not a curated record. Gene Ontology annotation, cellular component: nucleus; cytosol; cytoplasm. Lineage: Eukaryota; Metazoa; Chordata; Actinopteri; Perciformes; Cyclopteridae. The transcript is spliced from 12 exons. Gene Ontology annotation, molecular function: zinc ion binding; mRNA regulatory element binding translation repressor activity; glycine hydroxymethyltransferase activity.
GAGCGGAGGGUGGCGGUAAUGCGCCUCAUAUGCUGAAUAAUAUCUAAAAGAACAAGAACAGAUGAGCGGAUUGGUGGAAAGUUUGGCGGACUUUAUCCUCGCGGAGACAAGUUGUUGCGUCCGGUCUCGAGAGCACAGACGGUCCAGUGUCGCACGUGACCGCGGAGAGAGCCUCCACUCCACUGAUAUCCACUUUGUGUGACCAGAGAAACGGAGAAACCAUGUCUUUAACAAAUAGGCACAAUGUCGCCCUGAGCAAAGAAAUGUGGGAUUCGCACAACAAGAUGCUGCUGGAGCCGCUCUCCAUCGGCGACUCUGAGGUGUUCUCCAUCAUAAAAAAAGAGAAGCACAGGCAGACGUACGGUCUGGAGCUGAUAGCGUCAGAAAACUUUGCAAGCAGAGCUGUGCUAGAGGCGCUGGGUUCCUGCAUGAACAACAAAUACUCUGAGGGGUAUCCUGGUCAGAGGUACUACGGUGGUACGGAGCAUGUGGAUGAGCUGGAGAGGCUCUGUCAGAAGAGGGCACUAGAGACCUAUGGUCUGGACUCAGAGAAAUGGGCCGUCAACGUGCAGCCAUACUCAGGUUCACCUGCUAACUUUGCCGUCUACACGGCCGUCGUAGAGCCACAUGGCAGGAUCAUGGGGCUGGACCUUCCUGACGGAGGUCACCUGACACACGGCUUCAUGACAGAGAAGAAGAAAAUCUCCGCCACGUCCAUCUUCUUUGAGUCCAUGCCGUAUAAGGUGAAUCCAGAAACUGGCUACAUUGAGUAUGACAGACUGCAAGAAAACGCCCGGCUGUUCCACCCCAGACUCAUCAUUGCAGGUACGAGCUGCUAUUCCCGCAACCUUGACUACGGCCGCCUGAAGCAGAUCGCUGAUGAGAAUGGUGCAUACUUGAUGGGGGACAUGGCUCACAUCAGCGGAUUGGUGGCUGCUGGAGUGGUGCCCUCACCCUUUGAGUACUGUGACAUUGUAACCACGACAACACACAAGACGCUGCGUGGCUGCCGCGCUGGACUCAUCUUCUGCAGGAAAGGCGUGCGGAGGGUCGAUGCCAAGGGGAAGGAGACUCUAUACAACUUGGAGGCCUUGAUCAAUCAGGCUGUGUUUCCAGGGCUGCAGGGAGGACCACACAACCACGCUAUUGCAGGUGUUGCUGUAGCUCUCAAGCAAGCCAUGACGUCAGAGUUCAAGGCCUACCAGAUGCAGGUCCUUGCUAACUGCAAAUCUCUGUCCAACGCGCUCAUCGACCGCGGCUACAAGAUUGUCACUGGCGGCUCUGACAACCAUCUGAUCUUGCUUGACCUUCGCAGCAAAGGGACCGAUGGAGGACGAGCGGAGAAGGUUUUGGAAGCCUGUGCCAUUGCUUGUAAUAAGAACACCUGUCCAGGGGAUAAGAGUGCUCUGCGCCCCAGCGGUCUGAGGUUUGGCUCUCCAGCUCUGACCUCCAGAGGCAUGAUUGAGGACGAUUUCAAGAAGGUGGCCGAGUUCAUUCACAGAGGUAUUGAGCUGACCUUGGAGGUGCAGGGAAGCCUGGAUCCCAAGGCCACUCUGAAGGAGUUUGUUCAGGCGCUCGCCAAGGGAGAGAAGUUCCAGCAGCAGGUGUCAGAAAUCCGGGCCGAGGUCGAUGCUUUCGCCGGCCAGUUCCCCAUGCCGGGCCUACCUGAGCUGUAGAGGGCUGGACUGAUGAUGAUUAGAAAAAAACAUAAUGCCAAAUUUUGCUGGUGUGUUCAUUUUUCUGUAUAUUUGUUUUGAUUGUUAAUCCGUCACCGCUCAAAUCAAGAUACUCCCUCAUUACUUCACUGCAGUUCGGUUUUAGCUUGGAACCGAUUUUUCUUAAUAGAAAGAUAGAUUGGCAGACUGUAUUGUUCUCAAAUUAUCCAGUGCUCGUUUUUAGUUCUCCACUGUUGCUUUGGCCUCCAAAUGUUAUGAUCACAUUCAAGCUUUAAUCUCAAAACUAAUUUAUUGUAUAAAAUGUACAAUUCCAAAGUUUUUUUCCAUUGAACUGCAGAUUGAAGCACAACACAUGGAAAUUUCUUUCACACAUGAGUCUUAUACUGUAUGUAUACAAUACAAUACAAUUUGAAACAUAAAAAAACAAUUGUUGCAUUUAAUUAAAGGAUCCAUAAUAAAUGAAACGACAGAUAUUAUGUAUUGUCUUUAGAUUGAACUGAAAACUGGUGCAGAAUAAUGCACUAACUGUACAAAGCUUGUACUUUGAGCUAAAUGUUAACAUCGGCUCACAAUGACGGCGCUUUGCUUCUGUCACUCCGCUGCCUCCACCAGUAGCUAGUACUGCUACCUACAGCCACUGCGGUGUCCUGCCCCAUCCUCCAGCAAUAUUUUCUCUCAGCCGCUGUGAGAUUUAAACUCUGCCUCCACCUACAGCCUCUGCCAGCAAUUUACAUUGGCCGCCUACAUCGGCAGAUUCUGGCAGACAGCUGCAGCUUGAACCUCACCUACCGUCUCUUCCAGCAACCUGCAGCUGCCGCCUACAUCUGCAGAUUCUGGCAGACAGCUGCAGUUCGAACCUCCACCAACAGCCUCCUCCAGUAAUCUACAACCAUUUCCAACGACCUACGCCGACAGAUUCUGCAAGACAGUUUUCCCCCUGAGCCUCCACCUACAUCUUAAUCCAGCAAGCUCCACCUGCAAACAGCUGUCCCGUUACACUCCUUCUUUUACAGACAGCUGCAGCUCGACAUCUCAGCCUCUUCCAGCGACCUGCACCUCGGCCUCCAACAGCAGGGGCCAGAGAUGGACUUGUAUAUAUGACCUGACAGACCUGUCAGAUGACAUGCAAAAACAUUAGCAGUGUAACAAUAGCAUUACUGGGAUCAUAAAUUAAAGCUGCCGUUAUGUUUA